Messenger RNA from Pollicipes pollicipes, 2438 nucleotides. RefSeq names its product protein amalgam. The record is from RefSeq and is a predicted model, not a curated record. The coding region runs from base 51 to 1514 and encodes 487 amino acids. Gene Ontology annotation, biological process: axon guidance; synapse organization; homophilic cell-cell adhesion. The transcript has 13 exons. NCBI's taxonomy places the organism in Eukaryota, Metazoa, Arthropoda, Thecostraca, Pollicipedomorpha, Pollicipedidae. Gene Ontology annotation, cellular component: axon; neuronal cell body; plasma membrane. Gene Ontology annotation, molecular function: cell-cell adhesion mediator activity; axon guidance receptor activity.
CCGGGGCUGUGUACAGCGGUGCUGGGUGGUGGACGGUGACCGGCGCAGAGAUGUGGUGCUGCGUCGCGCUCCUCACGCUUCUGGCCGCCACCUCCGGGGGCGCGUCGCAGCUGGCUGAGGACGAGCAGCUGGUGUACCCGGAGGAGCAGGCUCUCUACCCUCUGGACGUACAGAUCACCUCCAGCUCACAGCAGCUGACAGUCCAGGAGGGUGACAACGUCCGGCUGCCCUGCCAGUGGGAGGGCACAGUUUCUGACGUCGUCGUACUAUGGAAGAAGCUGCCAAGCAUGAUACUGUUCACGGACGUGAUCAAGAUGUCCGUGGACAAUCGAAUAAAGCUGGGCAACAACAACGAGCUCCUCAUCGAAGGUGUCAAAGCUGAGGAUAACGGCACGUACGUGUGCGCGUUGACGCUGUACCCGGACCCGCUGGAGCUGCAUCACACCGUCACCGUGCAGAGACCGGCCAAGCUGCACCCGAUGGACAGGGACCACUUCCAGGUGCCGGAGGGGGACAGUUUCGAGCUGGUGUGCCAGGCGGAUGGCGUACCGCGUCCCACCGUCUCUUGGUCCAAACUGCGUGUUGAGGAUACCGAAGGACCCUAUUUUGACAACGGAGAUUUUCUAGCGACAACUAGUUUACCAGAGGGCGACGACCUGGUGUUUUUGCAGGAGGACUCGUCCCGCGGCGUGGCGUUCACCAUUGACAGAGUGGAGCCACACGACACGGGCACGUACACGUGCACGGCUCAGAACGGGAUUGGUCCGCCGGACGUGCUCACCACGCGGCUCGAGGUGGUCCAUGCGCCGCACAUCUCGGUGGAGCAGGCCGUCGUCCGUACGGCGCGCGGCCUCACGGCAGAGCUGGCCUGCAAGGUGUUCGCCAACCCGCGUGCUGAGACAACCUGGCAAAAGAACGGCCUGGACCUUCCCGUGAGUUCGAGGUACGAGACGACAGUCUCGCGCCGCUUCUUCUCUCUGAAGAUCCGUGAUGUGAGGGACGAAGACCUCGGCAAUUACACGUGCAAAGCGAAAAACAAGCACGGUCGCAGCGAACACCACCUCACGCUCACGGGGUUGCCGGGUAGCCCCGAAUUGCGACUGAGCAAGCCGGAACGGACAGCGGCCGGUAGCUUGAGCAGCCGCCUCUCCUGGGAGCUGAUGAGCUUCUCUGCACUGGAGGAGACUGUGGUCACCCUCGUGCAGCUGGACCCGGCCGGUCCUGAGCCCCGGGAGGUCCGGCUGCCGGGUGUGUCCUCCCGUUCAGUGGCCAAGAGCGGGCAGCACCAGCUGACGCCGCUGCAGGAGAACACAACGUACCAGGUGCAGGUGGAGGCGCGCAACCAGUACGGCUGGACGCCGCCGACCUCCUUGUUCUUCAGCAUCUCGGCUGGCGAGCUGAUCCUCACGCAAGAGCCUCCCCGCCCGGCUGAGUCCACGUCCGGCGCGUCAACGGUGGGGCGGCUAAAGCUGGUGCCCAUCAUGCUCAUCGUGUCGCUGUCGUGUUUUUUCUAGUGAUUACCUAUGAGACGAAACAUCCCUUCAGUCGUUCGGUCGGGAAGAGAAUCCUGUGCCACGUCAGCGCCCACGUCCUCUUCAUCGAGGAGAUGUGACGUCACGUCACGUCCGCGGCACCGGUGACGUUCUCGCCUCGCACUGACCGCGAGAUGGGACUCGUGCCGGCGCUGCCUGGAACCAGAGCCCGCGGCGAAGCGGGGCGUUCUCCGUCUCUGGCCACGCCCACAGCCCGGCCCGUUCAAUCAUCGUCCUGCCGUCCUGCGGCCGUUGCCGGGGCAACGGGCAGAGAGCACGCGCGCGAUCGCCGCGGUGGCUCUCUUGCGACCACAUAGGUGAAAGAGACAAUUACGACGUAGGCACUGUGAUGCUGUCUUUUGUUGAGGCGCUGUACGAACGAUCGGAUGUUCGCCUUUGCUUGUGGUGUAUGCUUAUUUUUGUGCGGUGAUUUGUUCAGAAAGCGAGCGUGUUCGUUGUUUUCGAAUGCUUGUGACACUGCCCUGGUCAACCUCUCACGCAGAGUCCUUACGAUUUGCGCCUACCUGUGAGCAGAUCCGAGCUUUGUGAGCGUAAUCGAGAACAUGAUUCGUCAGAUCAGAAAUAAAGUAACUAGAGCCAAAAGCGCGAACAAUGAAAAGAUCCCCAUUUACUGCGCAUGGUACCCAGCCCGUACUAUUCAGCUUUGUUAAAGUGCAAGUGAUUAAGGACAUGGAACCAGUGACAAUCGCCGAGGGCUACUGUUUGGCCGCGGUAGCGAGGUCACUCCACUGAAACAGCGAGUAGCCGCUUCAGUGCGGGCGCGGAUUCGUCGAUCCAUCGUUGAGCGGAGAUCUCGUGCGUGCAGACACGCCCCAAUAUCAGCAGCGACGGUGCUAAAUCCCGAAAUGAGCAGUAACUGGAUGGCCAUAAAUAUAAAACAGCAAC